Molecule: messenger RNA, 1580 nt
Organism: Cyprinodon tularosa
Lineage: Eukaryota; Metazoa; Chordata; Actinopteri; Cyprinodontiformes; Cyprinodontidae
Gene: yif1b
Product: Yip1 interacting factor homolog B (S. cerevisiae)
Exons: 8
Coding region: 123-1040 (305 amino acids)
Biological process (GO): endoplasmic reticulum to Golgi vesicle-mediated transport
Cellular component (GO): Golgi membrane; endoplasmic reticulum-Golgi intermediate compartment; COPII-coated ER to Golgi transport vesicle
Source: RefSeq, a predicted model, not a curated record
AGAAAAACCUAACUUUCCCUUCCGGGUGAAUGUUAUGAAUGAGUCUUAACUUCCUCUUGCGGCUGACAAGUUGAUUACCAUUUGGAUAGUUGACAGCUGCUGUUUGUUUAAAGUCUGCUCAGAUGGAUUAUUCCGCCGCACAGAGUGGGUUCAGACAGCAACAUAACAUGCGUCUGAGGAACAGUUCUGUGGAUGGACCAGAUGGUGGUCAGCUGUUUGAUGACACAAGUGCAGCUGGGCCUGCGAACCAAGGCGUCUACAGAAAUCAGCAGGCUGGGCCUCAAGCAGCAGGACCUCCUGGUCAGUCCUUCCUGUCUGACCCCAUGUCCAACCUGGCGAUGGCGUACGGCAGCUCACUGGCGACCCAGGGGAGGGAAAUGGUGGACAAAAAUCUGGACAGGUUUAUUCCGAUUUCCAAGCUCAAAUACUACUUUGCUGUGGACACGGUAUACGUGGGAAAGAAGCUGGGAAUUUUAGUGUUUCCUUACAUGCACAAGAAUUGGGAGGUGAGCUACCAGCAGGACACCCCUGUCGCCCCCCGCUUUGAUGUAAACGCUCCAGAUCUUUACAUUCCUACUAUGGCCUUCAUCACAUACAUCCUGGUGGCUGGGCUGGCUCUGGGCACACAGAACAGGUUUUCCCCAGAGCUUCUGGGAGUCCAGGCCAGCUCAGCGUUGGUUUGGUUGAUCAUGGAGGUCCUGGCCGUCCUGCUCUCCCUCUACCUCGUCACUGUAAACACAGACCUCACCACCAUAGACCUUGUGGCUUUUUCAGGAUACAAAUAUGUUGGAAUGAUUAUAGGGAUCAUCGCAGGUCUUCUAUUUGGAAGGCUGGCAUAUUAUCUGUCUAUGUUGUGGUUUUGUGGAGCCAUCUUUGUCUUUAUGAUCCGCACUCUGCGUCUGAAGCUCUUAUCCGAGGCGGCGGCUGAAGGGAAGCUGGUGAGAGGAACCAGGAACCAACUGAGGAUGUACCUGACCAUGUCCAUCGCAGCGGCGCAGCCCGUCUUCAUGUACUGGCUCACCUACCAUCUCAUCAGAUAAAAGCGUCAAGUUUGUAGAAGAACUCUGCUGUCAAUCAAAUUCAUCAUCUCAGAAACAACAACAAAAAAAAGUUAUCCACAAAGAACCACAUUGCUACACUCAAUGAGCAGAACUCCCGUCACCAAACAAUAAAGAGGGGACGUCUCCGCUCCUCUGAGCACAGCCACGUGUUAGUUUGGCCUUUUUUUAUAUUUAAUGUCUUCAGAUUUUGUAGCAAAAACAGGUGGCUUUCAUUUGUGUUUUACUGUGUAAUUGCAUGAUGGCAAUGUUUUUAUGAAUAUUUAUGUACGUCUGUGAAUUUUUAUGUUGCAGAAUUUACUCUGGUUGUCAAAGGCUAAUUUGUUUUAGCCGCACAGCUGCACACCUGCCCCGCAUCUGAUGUGAAGAAACUGUAAACCAGAACAUGAACUGGUUGGCUGCUUACAGAGCAUUUAGACAAAGUCUUGUGUAUAUUUCUUUCAGGAUCUGCUAGAAGGAAAUUACCUUUGUUGCAAAAAAAACAAGUAUAUACCUGAUUACUGCUUAAUAAAUAUAAUUUAA